AUGGCGCCCCCAAAAGCACAGCGGGCGUCGGAUUUUUUCCGACAAGGUAGGAGAGACAAAACGCGGCCGGAGCAAGAUGGCGGCGGCUCACACUCCCCAACACCUGCCUCAGAUCAGGGAUCCGACAUAGAGGCACUACAGCCUCCCCCUGGGGAUAUCUCUCUUUCGGAGGCAAAAAUGGCGGCAAUGCUGCAGGAGCUCCGCUCCUCCGUGAAAGAGGACUUACAACUGGCGGUUAAUGACAUCCGCAGAGAGGUGCACGAGGUGGGGACACGCCUAAAUGUCCUUGAGGAGAAAACAGAUGAUUUAUGCCAGGCUAAUGACGGCAUCUUGGAAAAGAUCCGCCUAAUGGAGUCGGAGCAAGCGCGCCUAACAGCCAAACUGGCGGACCUAGAGGACCGAUCGCGCCGCCAUAACAUCAGGGUGCGCGGCGUCCCAGAGUCUGUCGCAGGGUCGGAUAUCCCAGGGUAUCUUCAGCAACUUUUCACAGCUAUCCAGCCUAACCUGGAACUGGCAGACCUGCGCCUAGAUAGGGCGCACCGGGUACCCAAGCCCGCUUCGCUAGCACGCGACAUACCGAGAGACAUUGUCACGAGGCUACACUAUUUCAGCGCCAAAGACGCCAUACUCAUGGCGCAACGAAAUCUACGGCAAUGCCAUCUGGCUAUGAAAAGAUCUCCCUAUUUGCUGAUUUGUCCCCUAUGUCGAUGGCGCCUAAUAAAACCAGGGGAGUCAGUAUCUUAAUCCACUCGGAUUGGGCCUUCACGUGCACGACAGAGCAUAAAACCGCUGAUGGUAGGCUAUUGAUUCUGGUGGGUAGGCUAAACGAUAUCCCAGUAACCUUAGCAAACCUUUACGCCCCUAACUCCAACCAAUAUGACUUUAUCAGGAAAUCCCUAAAAACGCUGGACAGGAUAAAACAGGGCCAAACUUAUGUCUGCGGAGACUUUAACUGUGUACUUGACCCAGACCUGGACAGAUCAGGCACUCCAGGCUCCCACCCUCGCUCUGUAUCUAUUGGUGACAGGCUCUCAGCUCUCUUACACUCCCAUGGCCUUCAUGACACGUGGCGCUCCUUAUACCCGGCCACCAGAGAUUAUACUUUCUACUCGAAAGUCCAUGACCAAUAUUCCCACAUAGACAUGUGCCUGGUGGAUGAGAAGUCCCUGGACACUCUGACUAGGGUCACCAUCGACUCAAUCACCUGGUCAGACCAUGCCCCUUUUCUGUCCUCAUUCACCACUUUACAUCCGGUGAGAGGACGAGGCACAUGGCGCCUCAAUGCAUCCCUCAUAGAUAGCGCUGAACGGGCUGUUGAGAUAAGGAAAACCAUAGUGAAUUACUUUGCGAACAACAAGCCCCAAGACACAACCGUAGCCGCGACGUGGCUGGCCCAUAAGGCCGUGAUACGAGGAGCACUGAUUAGGGCUGGAGCGACACUAAAACGCAAAUUAGAGGAAACCAGCAGAGCAAAGCUUAGGGACCUGAGACUUGCGGAGGACCUCCACAAAUCUUCACCCUCUGACGUGACAAGACAGGCUGUUAAUAAGAUUAGAGCUGACUUAGAAGUUCACCAACUCCAGCGAGUAGAGAGGGCUCUCCGCAAACUCAAAAGCGAGUAUUACAGACAGGGGAACAGGGCGGGGAAAUUGCUGGCCGCCCAACUGAAAGACAAACACACUCAAACGCGCAUACCAUACUUAGUAGCUAAUUCCGGGACGAAACUGACGAACCCCAAGCUAAUAGUGGAUGAAUUUGCGACAUUUUACGGUGCCCUCUAUAACCUAGCGGAGGACCCUCUACAACACCAGCCGACCCCAAGGGAGAUAGCUGCCUACUUAGACAAAGUGGAACUCCCCUAGCUCUCCAGCGCCCAAGCCUCACUACUCACCAGCGCAAUCACUCAAGAGGAAAUCUCAAAAGCACUUAGAGAAACCCCCCGACAUAAAGCCCCAGGGCCUGACGGCUUCCCGCUCACUACUACAAGACCUUUGAGGACCAACUCCUUCCCCACAUGACCUCCCUGUUCAACAACAUCAUGGAGUCAGGUUCCAUACCCCCUGAAAUGCUAGAGGCCACCAUAAUUACUAUUCCCAAGCCGGGCAAGCCCACUGAAUUUUGCGCAAAAUACCGCCCUAUCUCCCUGCUUAACGUGGACACAAAGCUCUUUGCCAAAGUCCUAGCCAAUAGAAUGCGCCCCCUCCUGGGUACACUUGUUUCCCCGGAACAAUCGGGAUUUGUCCCGGAACGGCAGGUAGAGGACAACACAAGACGUGCACUAGACAUAAUGGAACUCCUGACGGUACACAGAACACAGGGACUACUAAUGGCCCUUGACGCGGAGAAAGCCUUCGACCGGCUACACUGGGGCUACAUGACGGAGGUCCUCCGCAGGUUUGGAUUCCCCGACAAAUUUCUCAAUGGCCUCCUAUCAUUAUAUUCCUCCCUGACAGCCGUGGUUGUGAGCUCCGGUUUUACCUCUCAACGCUUUGCCCUGAAGAAUGGCACAAGACAGGGAUGCCCACUGUCGCCCCUUAUCUUUAUCAUGUCACUAGAACCGCUAAUGCACACAAUUAAACAGGAACAGCGCGUCACUGGUAUCCCCUCAUUAAUAGGUCCCCAAAAAAUAGCCGCCUUUGCUGACGACAUCCUAAUAUUUCUGACUAACCCAACAGAAUCACUGAAGCAUCUCCUAUUCCUGCUCCAUGACUAUGGCAAAGUGUCCUAUUACAAGAACAACGAGGCAAAAACUCAGGUACUACCCUUUAACGUGACCCACUCUAACCUUGCCGCCCUGCAAGCUCAAUACCCCUUUGACUGGCGGAAAGACAAUCUCUCCUACUUAGGCACAAAAUUGGCACCCUUGAGACGCAACCUACUCUGA
Pelobates cultripes (western spadefoot toad) is the source of this 2884-nucleotide messenger RNA. NCBI's taxonomy places the organism in Eukaryota, Metazoa, Chordata, Amphibia, Anura, Pelobatidae. The record is from the annotation of a GenBank genome assembly.